This is a messenger RNA of Yamadazyma jaroonii, 1356 nucleotides long. Lineage: Eukaryota; Fungi; Ascomycota; Pichiomycetes; Serinales; Debaryomycetaceae. The record is from the annotation of a GenBank genome assembly.
AUGUCGGAGAUACAAGUCAUUAAACCUAAUAAUAUCAUUAAAAAAGAUUUAAAGAUGAAGAAGGAUUUGAAGAAGAAAGGUAAAGAUAAGAAAGAUAGUAAACAUGAUGAUACUUUCAAUGAUGAUUUCCACGUGAAAAUAAAAGGAUUAAGUAAUGAAAUGAUUGAAACUAUGAAAGUGAGUCAAGAUAUUCAAUUACAACAAAUGAAACUAAUUGCUUCAAGAAAUGGAACUGAUUUUGAAGAUUUAACUGAAAAGAUUAAUCAUGAAAAAGAGAAAUUAGAUAUAUUAACAUCAAAGUUGAAACAAAAAGAUGAAGUUGUUCAAUCUGAAGAUUCAGAUAAUGAGUCUAAAAAUUCUGAAUCUGGAAAUGAUGAAGAACCUCCAAUAGAUGAAAUUAAGUCUUCGGAUGGUAAAAGUCAAGAUUCCGAAGUAUCUGAAUCAGAAGAAUCUAAAGAAAUACCAGAUAUUAAAUUGGGUAAUAAAAAUACCACUAGAGGUUUAAAACGUAAACAUGUUCCUUCACCAUUAAAUAUUUCAACAGCUCCAGCUCCAAAAAUCAUUCAUUCAGCCCCUUUGGUUUCAAGAUUUAGAUUAAAACCAACUCCAAAAACUGCACAAUUUCCUCAAGUUCCUCAAACUAUGGCAGGUCCAAUGACAGGUCCUAUUACAGGUCCACCAAGUGCAACACAGAAUGUUUUCCAAACUUAUUUAACUCCACAUAAAUCAUCUCCUUAUAAAAGGAAAUAUCUUCAAAAUCAACAUUUACAUCCAAAAUUUUUACAAGCAACUCCACAAUCUGCAAGACCAUACCCUCAAACUCCAUUAAAUGAUGAAAAACCUUCAGAUUAUAUAGAAGAACAAGAUAUUAUGAAUGAUUUACGUACACCAAAUCAAACAAUUUCAUUUGUUUCACAACCAACAAAAAUGAAUAAAGUGGUAGACGUCUUCGUUAAUGAUAAAUUCAAAUAUGCACCUUUCCAAUCUCAACCAUUAUCAUCACAAAGAGAAUAUUUUAAUAAAAAAAUCAAUGAUAGAACACCAGUUUCUGAUGAUGAAAUCAGAGAAAUGGAAGAAAAGUAUAAAGCAGGUGAAACUAAGAAGAAAUUACCUUCAAUACAAUCAUUACCUAUACCCAACAAAUAUCGAUUAAAUCCUUUAUCGGGCCCCUUAUCAGCACCUUUAAUAAAUCCUCACCAAACUACACAAAAUCCAGGAGAAUUGGUAGGGUCAAUAAACUUCCUGAAUUCUAUUAAUUACAACUUUAAAAUCUUCAAUCAUGAUCAAAAACAAGAUAAAGAGAAAUUUUUAAGAAUUUGUGAAAAGAUAUGGGAUGAAUUUUCAAAUCAGGAUUAA